AGCACCUGCCACCUGCACCAUGAAGCGGGUCGGGGCGCUGCUGCUUCUCGGGGCUGCCCUGCUCCUGGCCUCGGGCGGAGACUGUAAAAUCUGCUCAGCCGUGCGGGACGAUGUGAACCUGUUCCUGACGGGCUCCACUGAGGACUACGUGGACAACGUGGCGCGGUACCAGAGCAGCCCUGUGAUACUGGAAAAUGCGAAACUGCUGAAGGAGUGCCUUGAUGGGAAAAUGACAGAAGACGACAAGCAGAAUGCCCUUUCGGUGCUGGAUAAAAUAUACGCAAGUAACUUGUGUUGACGGAGCCAUGUGUGCCGCGGGGGGCCCCCAAGGAAGUCACUUAACUGAUCACCGGCUAAGUCAUCUCAGCAGCCUGCCACAUCCGGUGUCUGACUAGAUGAUUCCAGCAAUAAAAGCCUUGCAAUCCAGGGA
Molecule: messenger RNA, 430 nt
Organism: Nyctereutes procyonoides (raccoon dog)
Lineage: Eukaryota; Metazoa; Chordata; Mammalia; Carnivora; Canidae
Product: major allergen I polypeptide chain 1-like
Exons: 3
Coding region: 20-298 (92 amino acids)
Cellular component (GO): extracellular region
Molecular function (GO): steroid binding
Source: RefSeq, a predicted model, not a curated record